GCGAGAGAGACGAAAAUGGCGAGGAAUUCAGGGGUUUUGAUACGCCAGUUGCUUGGUAAUCGCAACCACCCGUGUGCUGCAGGUCUUCUUUAUCAUCUUCACCACAAACCCAUCCAAAACCUAACUUCAGUACCAAAUACCGCACCAUCUUCACCGCAUAUAAUCAAUAUCCGUUCCUUUGCGACCCCAAUCUUUCAAUCCGGUCCGGCCCCAAACUUUCAAGUUCUGCAACAGGGACAUUACCCCUCCUCAACCCUACUCUCAGAUUCAGAUUCAGUUUCAAAUAUUUUACUUUCAGGUCACUCAGACCUAUUCGUCAUUGAGAGCCUCAGCAUCUAUUACGAUGCACUUGAUGAAGUUAAAGAUAAACGUAUGUCUGCUGUUUUCUUCUUCACAGCACCCUGGUGCCGGGCUACCCAUAAGUGGAUAACUCCAAUAUUUGAUGAGUUGCGUGAGCAAUUCCCACGUAUAACAAUGUUUAAGGUUUACAUGGACCAGGAUGGCCCUGGACCCACAUUGGAUGUGUUUGGAGUUCAUCGCAAUAUGAAUAUCGCUGGAUCUACAUUGGACAAGUUGGGAAUUCAGGAGACGUCCAUCUGGGAUGAAGAAAAGGAGAAGACAAGGUAAGGAAGAUGACAAGGAUGGAGGAAUUGUUGAAGUACUUCCUAGUAGGCUUCCUGAAACAUCAAUUCAGAAAGUGAUCUUGGAACUUGAACAAUUAAUUUUUUAUGAAGAUGAUCAGGAAGAUGAUUUGGACGAUGAUCUGGACGAUGUUCUGAAAGAUGAUCCAAGACGUGAUCAGGACAAGAUGUGGUGGUUUGCAAAAGGGUUGGUUUCAUGUGAAAAGAAGAUGAAGAUCUUUUGUAAAUUGAAAGAUCCUAAAGCCAAGCUCAAAUGGAUUAAGAGGGAAAUGGCUAAGGAAUGAGCUGGAAGCACCUAUAUUAUGCUUUACGUUUUUUUACUUGUGUCUAUGGUUUAAGACUUGUGUGGUGCUGGAUUUGGAA
Molecule: messenger RNA, 1004 nt
Organism: Prunus avium (sweet cherry)
Lineage: Eukaryota; Viridiplantae; Streptophyta; Magnoliopsida; Rosales; Rosaceae
Source: RefSeq, a predicted model, not a curated record